This is a messenger RNA of Closterium sp. Naga37s-1, 477 nucleotides long. The record is from the annotation of a GenBank genome assembly. Lineage: Eukaryota; Viridiplantae; Streptophyta; Zygnematophyceae; Desmidiales; Closteriaceae.
AUGUUGGCUGUUUGCUUAAGAUGGACCAGUACACAAUCGCUACAGCCUUCGUCUAUUGGAAACGGUUUUUCAUUAUUCAGCGGUGGUGCAUCAUGUGUCAACCUUUGUGUGUUUCAGAAGCUCUUAUUGGCGGAGAUGGACAGGGUGGUUAAAGCGGAAGAAGCCCUUCUAGUCACCAUGAACUUCGAUUUUUUCGUCAGUCAUCCGUACAAGCCGAUCUGCUCUGUGGUGAAGGAGUUUGGUUUCACAAACCGGCAAUCUGAAAGGGACCGGACUUUCUUUCAGAUCGCGUGGAACUUCGCCAAUGACAGUUUGCGGACGACGCUCUGCCUUCAGCCGUUUCGGCCGAUGGACAUUGCAGCAGCUUGCGUCAAUCUUUCAGCGAGUGCCUUGAGUGUCCAGCUUCCGAAAGCUGCUGAAGGAGGACACUGGUGGACUAAGUACGGCGUCUCUCCAGAGACUCUUCAAGGUCAGUAG